GGGACUAUUUCUGUUGAACAGAUUCUUCCUGUAUCACUCUCUAUACGUUUGAGAUAACCACUGGUUUUAUUUGUACCUAUAGACCUAUUACUUUACUUGUUGUUCCUAUUAACAGUUUAUCGAUAACUGGAAUAUUGCUUUCGUCACGUGACCAUGGUCCGGAUAAUGAGUACACCGCUGCUUCUCCUGAUGUUGGUGGUAGAAAUUGCUUCACUUAUUAAUUCAGAAGAUACACAGCCAGGAGAAUUUCCAUUCAUGGCACGUCUCUCAUCCUACAGACCCCACUCGCACUGGUGUGGCGGAUCCCUUAUCUCUUCCCGCACCGUCCUAACUGCAGCUCACUGUGUGGAGUGGGUUGAUCCAGAUAAUAUUGUUGUUACUUUAGGGGACUACGCUUUGAACGAGACAGGAGACAUUGAGAGGAGGAUGGGGGUAUCUCAGAUUAUAGUGCACGAGGAUUUCCACCAUGGAACGUUUAACGAGCCGUUUAACGACAUCGCUUUGCUGAUAUUAGAGGAGGUAGAGUUAGAGGAGAGUGGUUACAGUGUUAUCUCCCUGCCCACUGACAGGAGUAUCUACGAGGAAGGGACCACUAUCACUAUAACAGGGUGGGGCGACAUGGGUGAUGGGAGUAGACUAAACACGCUGCAGAAAGUGGAACAGGUCCUACCUGAUCAGGGUACGUGUCUGAGCUAUUGGAAAGGAGUUGGACUGGAACUGGCAGAAGAGAGCGGUAUCCCCGCAUCGGUUGUUGAAGAAACGAUCGCAUCAGGUUGGAUAGACGGAAUGCUCUGUACAGGGACACCACCACUAGAAAAACAACGCUUCUGGUACGGAGACUCCGGAGGUCCACUAUUUGUCCAGGAUAACGGAACUUGGACCCUGGUAUCCCUGGUGAGCUGGAAUACUCCCCGGAGGACUGGAAUUGAGGGGCUUUAUGACUUUGAUAUGAGUGUUGAUGUGCUGUUUUACGUUGACUGGAUUAGAAGGAACAUGGUUUAAUGAAAGUUUGAAUAGAGAGAAAUUUGGUGAAAGUCGAGUAACUUUUCUGGCAGUGAUGAAGCUUGAAUAUUAAGGAGA
Molecule: messenger RNA, 1080 nt
Organism: Bolinopsis microptera
Lineage: Eukaryota; Metazoa; Ctenophora; Tentaculata; Lobata; Bolinopsidae
Product: chymotrypsinogen A-like
Exons: 4
Coding region: 154-1002 (282 amino acids)
Biological process (GO): proteolysis
Molecular function (GO): serine-type endopeptidase activity
Source: RefSeq, a predicted model, not a curated record